AUGCAGCGCAGUGUGAACCGGGCAGAGGGCGAUAAUGAUACUCAUGAAAUGGACGACGAUCCUUAUCUUACAGCAUUAAUACAAGAAGGCGAAGAUCGUCUGGAAUACGAGCAGCACGCGCGUGAACGACGGCACGCUACAAACACGCGCUGGAGACUAUUCAUGAUGGCCGUCAUGUUCUUGAGCCAAGUGUUUGUGGAGCUAGGGAGACGCUGUUUGCAGUGUCUACAGCGUCAUCUAUUGCGGUGUAUCUCGUUUCGAUGGCUCGUAUGGAUGUGUUCUUGUAAGAGGAUAGGCACGCUACGUUUGCUGCUGACACUGGGACUGGCGUUUGUGCUGCCUUGUAUCGUGCUUACUAUCGGACGCUUGCAUUUUUCUUCUGGUCGAGGAGCAAAAACGAGGUGA
Peronospora belbahrii is the source of this 405-nucleotide messenger RNA. The record is from the annotation of a GenBank genome assembly. Lineage: Eukaryota; Oomycota; Peronosporomycetes; Peronosporales; Peronosporaceae.